AUGUUGCCACCAACGAAGCAGUCGAGAAAGCGGCAAAGUUUCUCCAUCGACAGCCUCGCUGUCAGCAGCCACUUGGAACCUGCACGUGAGGCGGAACAUGCACGUGAUACAGAUUCCCCUUACCUCAACUACCUGUCUACUCACGUUAUGACGUCAGCGGACGCUGAUAAUAACGCUAACAGAUUAUCUCGAAGAUGGAUGAACUACCAAGAUAUGUACAACGUGAAUGAUGUAUCGCUUCGUAUAGACGAAGGAGUGGAAAGACCGUUUGUAAGUAGCGAACGUCUAUCCGACUCUGCAACGUCAACGCCGCUGCCACAACCGAAACGUCGACGCCUGGAGUCUGCAUCAACGUCUCCAUCGUCCUCGGACGAAUCGACUACUGAGUUGGCAGCAAUGAUGACGGACGACAACAGCAACCAGAGCUACCCGACCCUGGAAAAGGCCAGUCCCACCUCCGGUUCCAACUGCUCCGUUUCUUCCGGUAAGAAUUCGUACUGUGACAACGAGAGCACGUGCAGCACAGACUCCAGCGAACGACGAAAGAAGGCGCGGACCGCGUUCACAAGCGAGCAGUUGCAGGCACUUGAGCGGCAGUUCCGAUCGCGCAAGUACCUGACGGCCUCCGACCGCACACAGCUGGCCAAGAAGUUAAAACUUAGGGAACAACAGGUGAAAACGUGGUUUCAGAACCGGCGUAUGAAGGAGAAACGACAAGAGCGGGAUGACGAGGAAGGCCGGAAGUUCCAUCUUCCCACGGGCGGCGUGGACGUCUCUCAGCUGGCGGCACUCGGGAUCUGCCCACCGCCGUUCCAUCUAGCCACGAGCUCCCCGCCGGCGACCUACAGUCCACAAUUGUCGCCUGCCGACCAGGACCGGCGACAAUCUGCAGUAUUCCCUCGUGAUAGCCGCAUCCCGUCCCCCGGUCAGUACACAAGUCACCCAAGUCGACCGGACACAAUUGCAGCACCAAGCGCCAUGCGUUACGCGAACAUGAACUCCCCAUAUGCUGUGCCAUUGAACUACAGUUCCCGACCGAAUUCUUACUCAGAGGUGCACCGGAUGUCGCCAAACGAACCUUCCCUUCUACACAUGAACCCCGGUAGGGCGCAAUACUCUCCACAUGCCCCAUUUCUGAUGUACCCCAGUGCUACUUCCGCCGUCGGCAGUGUCUCACCGAUUUCCCCAUAUGACCUUAUGGGGUCUAGAUCAUAG
This is a messenger RNA of Mya arenaria, 1215 nucleotides long. RefSeq names its product homeobox protein vex1-like. The record is from RefSeq and is a predicted model, not a curated record. The transcript is spliced from 3 exons. Lineage: Eukaryota; Metazoa; Mollusca; Bivalvia; Myida; Myidae. Gene Ontology annotation, cellular component: nucleus. Gene Ontology annotation, molecular function: RNA polymerase II cis-regulatory region sequence-specific DNA binding; DNA-binding transcription factor activity, RNA polymerase II-specific. Gene Ontology annotation, biological process: cell differentiation; regulation of transcription by RNA polymerase II. Bases 1 to 1215 code for a protein of 404 amino acids.